AUGGGUGCUGGAAACUCUAAGCCCGAGGCCUCGGCCGGCUCACAACAUGUCUUCUCUAGCAACUCUCCCGUCCAAUUCUCCUCCAACCUAGUCGACGCCCUCCAAUCGAACUCAGAGAGCGAUUCCACCCGCUCCAAAGCCCUGGAACUCGAGAUCCAGAACCGCGUCGCACAGGAACUCCAGCGCAUCCGCGCCCGCGAGCAGCAAACCCUCGCCGAGAUCGAGAAGCGCAUCGCCGAGUCCAAAGACACCACCACCUCCCUGCCCGUCACAGCAGCAACCGCGCCCCUCGCCCCCUCAGCCACGGGCUACCCAGCCGGCUCACUGAACCUGGACGCUCCCCGCAUCCCCUUCGCCGGGCGCCACCACGACCCCGUCCCUGCCAUCGCGAUGCCGGCCGAGUCCGCGUCUGCACCCGCCGCCCAGCCCGCUAAGCGUGAUGUUUCACGCGACUCGGUUGCUGCGGAGAUCGAGCAGCUGCGCAGUAAGCUUGAUGGACGGAGGAAGCUUACGGAGAUGGAUGAGAGCGUUAACAAGGCGCGGUCGGAUGUUGCUGCUUGUUUGCAGUUGAAUGAUCGGCGGCCGUUGAACUGCUGGGAGGAGGUCGAUGCUUUCAAGCGUGAAGUUGCGAAAUUGGAGGCAGCGUUUGUGGAUCGCAUUGUCGGUUGA
This is a messenger RNA of Penicillium bovifimosum, 669 nucleotides long. RefSeq names its product Mic19 family protein. Bases 1 to 669 code for a protein of 222 amino acids. The transcript has 3 exons. Lineage: Eukaryota; Fungi; Ascomycota; Eurotiomycetes; Eurotiales; Aspergillaceae. The record is from RefSeq and is a predicted model, not a curated record.